Messenger RNA from Saxophila tyrrhenica, 1920 nucleotides. RefSeq lists its product as uncharacterized. The transcript has 5 exons. The record is from RefSeq and is a predicted model, not a curated record. The coding region runs from base 1 to 1920 and encodes 639 amino acids. Lineage: Eukaryota; Fungi; Ascomycota; Dothideomycetes; Mycosphaerellales; Extremaceae.
AUGGCUACUGCAGAAGUUCUAAACAACGUCGAUCUCCUCGGACCCCAGCAAAAGCAAAUCAACCUUGGAGCGGACUUCGAAAAAUCCGACGACCCGUCAACAAGCAAAGCCGCCUUCGACCCCGUGAAGCUCAAGGAGAAGUACAUCGCCGAACGAGACAGACGUCUUAAGCACGGCGGUGGCAUCAAUCAGUACAAGCUAGUAGAGACCAAUGGCCCCUUUGCUCACUACCUUCAGGACCCCUGGGUGGAACCUGGCUUCACUCGGGAGCCGGUCAAGGAAGAGGUCGAUGUGGUCGUUGUAGGUGGCGGCUAUGGCGCUCAGCUUGUUGCUGUCCGGUUGAUCGAAGCUGGUAUCACCAACAUCCGGAUGAUCGAGAAGGCGGGAGACUUCGGAGGCACGUGGUACUGGAAUAGAUAUCCUGGAGCUCAAUGCGACAUCGAAAGCUACAUCUACAUGCCCCUCAUCGAGGAACUGGGUUUCAUGCCGACGGAAAAGUAUGCUCGCGCAAAGGAGCUGCUGAAGCACUCCGAGCUGAUUGGCAAGAAAUGGGGACUCUACGAAAAGGCACUGUUCCAGACAGAAGUUCGAGGCUUGAGAUGGAACGAGUCAAAGGGCGUGUGGGGUGUCGAGACGAGUCGAGAUGAUGAUAUCAAAGCAAGAUUCAUCGUUCCAUGUGCUGGUCCUUUGCAUCGGCCGAAGCUACCAGGUGUCAAGGGCGUUGAUGAGUUCAAAGGCCAUAGCUUUCACUCCUCCCGCUGGGAUUACGGAUACACCGGAGGCGAUGUCAAGUCGGAAGGGGUCAACAGUGGAGAGCUGACCGGUCUGAAGGACAAGAGAGUUGGCAUCAUAGGCACUGGGGCCACUGCCGUGCAAAUUGUGCCAAAUUGUGCGAAAUAUGCAAAGGAGUUCUACGUCUUCCAGAGGACACCUUCCUCCAUCGAUGUCCGCGGCAACAGACCUACGGAUCCCGCUUGGGCUAAGAGUCUGGAUUCUGGAUGGCAAUCAGAGCGCAUGGAUAACUUCAAUGUCAUCGUCAAUGGCGGGAUCUUACCGAACGAUAUGGUUAAAGACGGAUGGACGUCUAUUCUCCAUAAGCUUCUUGCCAGAGGAUCUACUGCUGAUGCGGACGACCCCGAGAAAGCAGCGGCUGAGCGACAGAUGGCAGACUUUGAGAAGAUGGAGCAGGUCCGCGCACGUUGUGACGAAGUCGUGAAGGACAAGGCAACAGCUGAAAGCUUGAAGCCGUAUUACAAUCAGCUCUGCAAGCGGCCUUGCUUCCACGACGAGUACUUGCAGGCGUUCAACCGGGACAAUGUGCAUCUGAUUGAUACCAAAGGAGCCGGCAUCGACCGCAUUACCGAGAACGGCAUUGUAGCGAACGGAGAAGAGAUCGAGCUGGACUGUAUCAUCUAUGCAACAGGCUUUGAGCUUGCCACCGACUUCUCCCACCGCUCAAACAUGGAAGUCUACGGCCGUGACGGCAAGACAAUCACCGAAUGCUGGAAGAACGGUGCACGAACAUUGCAUGGCUGGACCACACGAGGCUUCCCAAACUGCUUCUGGAUCAGCAUCGUGCAGGCGGCCCUCACUCCCAACUUCAUCCACGUUACGAGUGAGCAGGCGACGCAUUUAGCGUACGUGAUCAGUAAUUGCAUGAAGAAGGGGGUCAGGACCGUAGAGCCAACAGAAGAGGCUGAGGAUGGCUGGGUUAAGACGAUUGUAGAACUUGUGGGCCUUCGAGCUGCAUUUCUGAAGGAGUGUACGCCUGGCUACUACAACAACGAGGGCACGCCUUCAGCAUCUGCAGCACAGAAUGCUGCUUAUGGCGGCGGAUCUCCUGCUUUUCUGAAGAUUCUCCAAGACUGGAGGACGAAAGAUGACUUCGAGGGCUUGGACGCCAGAAAAUUUGAAGAGUAA